CGCGCGACCGUAGCACGCGCGCGACAAGGGUUGCCGUGGCAACUGCAACCCAACGUAACGUCUGUUUGUUUAAAAGACCUGCAGGUAGUGUGGCGUCCGGGGGAGAGAGUAUGCGUUAACUGGCAACAGAAAGAAAUGCUGGGUUUUGUAGUUCGAGGCAGGCAGCUGAGUUAAAAUAAGUACGAGUUUCUAUAAGAAGAUGGAGUUUGAGACGACGGAGAACGUGCGCUCGACGCCAAGUCGCCACGAGAAAAGUUUGGGGCUCCUCACGAUGAAGUUUGUCAGUCUACUACAAGAAGCAAAGGAUGGCGUCCUUGAUUUAAAAGUGGCUGCAGACAGCUUGGCAGUGAAGCAGAAGAGAAGGAUAUAUGACAUCACCAAUGUGCUGGAGGGUGUUGGGCUGAUUGAGAAGAAGAACAAGAAUAUAAUCCAGUGGAGGGGGGAGAACAGAAGCAGCCAAACUCAGGAGGUGCUGGAGCAGGUGGAAGUUUUAAAGGCCCAAAUAUGUGAGCUCGAGGCUCAAGAGAAAGAGCUAGAUGACCAAAAUGCCUGGCUGGAAGAGAACAUUGAACACUUCAAUCGCGAUCCCAUCACCAGCAAUUAUAAAUUUGUGACACAUGAAGACAUCUGCAGUGCUUUCAGUGGAGACACUCUUCUUGCUGUUGUUGCUCCUACUGGAACUCAGCUCGAGGUGCCACUGCCUGAAAUGGGCCAGGCUGGUCAGAAGAAGUACCAGGUGAAUCUGCGCAGCUACUCGGCUCCCAUCCAGGUCAUGCUCAUCAACCGGGAUUCAGACUCCACAAUACCUGUGGUGUUUCCUGUACCGCCAACUGACAAUAUCUGUCCAAUGCCAACUCCACCCAGCACCCCUGCCAGCCUGCAGAGGUUCCCUCUUUCCAUGUCUGCAAGCUCCACUUCCAACACCACCACCUCCUUCUGCAGCCAGGACUCUCUCUGCUCAGACCACCAGGUGGUGCUGCCAGAAGACAAACUGCUGACGCCAUCUUGCACCCCUCCUGAUGUGCAGAUGGAGUGUCACAGUCAGCAGAUGGACCUGGCAGGCCCAGAGUUCCAGUCCAUGCUGGACGUGAGCAGCCUGCUGAAGCUCAGUGCUGCUGGAGACCACAUGAGGAACGUCAGAGAAGGAGCUGUUGACCUGAUUGAUGAACUAAUGUCUACUGAUGGUAUAGACUACAGCUUCAAUCUGGAUGACAGUGAGGGAGUGUGUGACCUGUUUGACAUGCAGAUCCUCAAUUACUAAUGGCUGACUGUGACUGUGCUGCACGCAAAUACAAUCUUGAGGUACAUUUUGCCUCACUUCAAAGAUGAUUCAAUAGAUAGAUAGUUUUUCCUAUUA
Acanthochromis polyacanthus (spiny chromis) is the source of this 1357-nucleotide messenger RNA. It is a transcript of the gene e2f5, whose product is annotated as E2F transcription factor 5. The transcript has 8 exons. The coding region runs from base 200 to 1261 and encodes 353 amino acids. The record is from RefSeq and is a predicted model, not a curated record. Gene Ontology annotation, cellular component: RNA polymerase II transcription regulator complex. Gene Ontology annotation, biological process: regulation of transcription by RNA polymerase II. Gene Ontology annotation, molecular function: protein dimerization activity; DNA-binding transcription factor activity, RNA polymerase II-specific; RNA polymerase II cis-regulatory region sequence-specific DNA binding. NCBI's taxonomy places the organism in Eukaryota, Metazoa, Chordata, Actinopteri, Pomacentridae.